CACUACACCGCCUACCAGGGACUAGCGACCUCUUUCUCUUUCGGAUCAGUACUCGUCUAUAACAGACAUUCCGAGCAAGUUGUUAGUCUGCACACUGCGCGCAUGUGUUCGUGCGUCGGUGCGUGCGGCACCUUGUGUUUCAUCGUGCAGCAAUGUCCUUUGAAAGUUUUGUGAACUCAAUAGUUAAUCAUAUAGAAAAAGGACAAUACACAAUACCACCUUACUGUUGUCUUCUGGACUAGCGCAUCUCGAAUGAGGUCACACAGACAUACUUUCUCUCUACGAUAUUGAGUUCCCAUGGCUGUCAACGACUUUCGCGAGGCUCUGAUUCCUCUUCGUGUGUCGGAGCAGACAUUGCUGGUUGCCUGUUGCGCACUAGGAAGUAAUUUCCACAAACACGGGUACAUGGGUGUACGGGUACAAAGUCGGCUUAAGUUUUCAGACGGGAGGAGCGACCACAUUCAUCGGCUGACAGUUGGUGGCAAAGCUUGCACGGGGAAGGGGUUGCUCUUGUCACAUCAGCCGAGAAUAUAGAGAAGAUUAAGUCUUGUUCGCAGUGGAUAAACAGAGUUCGCCAGAAGAGUCCUAGAACUGUCACUCAUCAGAUGUGAUUCAAACUCUGCUGCAAUGCUGUGGAUUCUCGCCCUGGCUGCUGUCAUCGCAGACACUAGUCUUUCGGUGAGUUUGCCCAAGGGUCUCGAAUGUCAGCCAGGGUGGACGAACCUGGGUGUGAGCUGCUUUCGCGCAUUUACUGCACAACUGCCUUGGGACACUGCAAGUCGAGUGUGCGAAUGGCACGGAUCUCACCUGCUGAAAGUAAAAGAAUUAGACGAUGACCUUAAUGUUACAAGUCUUCUGCCGCCAGACGACAAGCUGAAGGAGUUCUGGAUAGCUUUGUCAGGAUCUCACCUGACAGCAGACACCGUGACCAACAGCUACGCCGACGAAAACCAUGUCGCCGUUGCCGUCAGCAAGUGUGUACUGGCAAGAGCAGGGGACGGUCACGUGAUCUGGGCACUGGCCCCAUGCGAAAGAAAAUCAUCUUUUAUCUGUACGAGACCUGCUGCACCAGAAGGGUGUUUCCACUGCACCAAUGAGAAGUUCGUGUUGUCCCGCUUUGCUUGUGACGGAGAGGACGACUGCGGAGAUGGAUCUGAUGAAAUCGACUGUGAGAAGCACUGCAGUUAUCUCUUGCAAGAACCGGAAGGACCGAUUUUCUCCCCUGGCUGGCCUGACGUCUACCCACGAAACGCACGGUGCUUCUGGAAGGUGCGACUACAGCUGGGCUCUAACGUGCGUUUACAGUUCACAGAUUUCUCCACUGAACCGGAUGUGGACGUGGUGACGGUGUAUGUCGGCGGACCUACGAUACAAACAUCUCGUCAGGUGGCGCGCUUGUCGGGACAGCUGAACGACACAACUUUACCUACGUUCAUCAGCGACAACCACUUCCUCCUCCUCACCUUCGACUCCGACAUCACGCAAAGCAGUCGCGGCUUUAGCGCCGUCUUUACGACAGUCAAGGCAACGGGAUUUUCUGCCCAAGGGAAACGCCUGACGGCUACUCCAGAGGUGGCGGAUCUGUUUUCACCUUUCUACCCGAGUUACCUGGCCUGGCAGGACUACACCUGGGUCAUCACGGCAGACAAGGAGGACAAAACGAUAACUCUAGAGAUCGUGGAUGUAAAUCUGACAGGGCGCGACAAGGUGCUACUUCGAGAUGGAGAAACGGCCUAUGGUACCCUACUGACGGAAGUGACGUCCUCCACUCGUAACUUCCUGCCCUACGUUCUGACAACUGGUCGACACCUUUACAUCACCAUGCAGACUCGCGGUCCGGAUGUAGGCAAGGGAUUCCACUUCCGGUAUUGGCAGGGAUGUUCAGUGAAAUUGAAUGCCAUCAAUGGUACAGUUCACUCUCCCGGAUACCGGAAAGGAAAGGGGCAUUACGGACUACGACAAUCUUGCAUCUUUGAUGUUACAAUACCACAGCUACAAACAGUAACAAUUCAGCUUAAUCAUGUGGAUCUUGAUGACAACGACUACCUUCUGCUGUACGACAGUGACCAUCUCCUGCUCAACGUCACAAGGUCGCCAUCCCUUGUACCCUUUGACGUCAGCAGCGGCCGGUUCCGCGUGAUCUUCGAAUCAGACGACAGUUACACGAGCAAUGGCUUUUCCCUCACUUUCUCUAUCAGUUGUCCCAAGUUGCAGUUGGACUCCCAUACACUGAGCAGCCCACAGCUGUAUGUGUAUCGUUUUGGCGCCAAGGUGGUUGUGUCCUGUGCUGAUGGCUACUCCUUUCAUGACUCGGACAGUCUUCAUGCAUCACAAGACACCCCAUCAACCGGAUCACUAGAGCUGGAGUGUUUAGAGGGAGGCGUCUGGAGCGUCACUGAACUACCUUCUUGUAAAUUACAAUGUCCCCCGGGUUCGUAUCGAGAGAAUGUGUCCCAACAGUGUGAGGAGUGCGACAAAGGCCAGUAUCAGCCUUCAGCUGGCGCCACCUCUUGCCAGGAAUGCCCCGCCGGAACUACCACUGAGGCAUCGGGGAGCCGAGACGCCAUGGAAUGCAAACUAAAAUGCCAGGCGGGAUAUUUUUACAACCGGUCAGCAGAGGGAUGUUCUCCGUGCCCACAGGGCUAUUACCAGGACACUUCGGGACAUUUCUUUUGCAUGCCCUGCCCUCCGCACACGUCCACCGCUCAGCCAGGCUCCAACUCCUCCCGCCUGUGUUUUGACGAUCGCGUGUAUGACGGCGACCUGGAGAGCCAAGGACUGGUCAUCGUGGACUACCACCACGACACCGUCGUCAAGACGCUGGCUCGCAAAAGCAACGCACCACACCGCCUCUUCUUCCUCAGCGACAUCACAUCUGCGAGAAGAAACAGGAGCCGAGACCCAGACCAUAGUUCUACACACGCUCGGCAUGAGAGAUCAGUAACUGUGGAUGCCGAGGACUUGAUAGAAAGCGGGUGUGGCUCAGGAGAAAUCUUGCACUGCGACGACAUGCAGGCAUCGAUGUGUAACGAUACACAAGAUUGUUUGUUAUCAGACAGCGGGAGUCCGUAUUGCAAGUGCAAACCCAUAUACUGGGAAACCUCGGAUCACCAUUGCGUUCCCUAUGAAGAUGGCCAGAUGCUGUACCUGACUACACCUCUAGGUGUGCCUUUUAACAAAGAUCUCAAUAAUAAGUCUGGAAUCAGUUUUAAGACAUUUCAACGGGAAUGUCAAGACACAUUUGUUGAUAUCUUUAAGAUUGUCGAGGCCUACAAAUAUCUGGGAGUCCUGGAAUUCAGGUCCGCGAAUGACAAUGCUAAGACUGUGGUGGUCUUCGCCCUCCUGUGUUCUACAAACAUCACGAAUCAGAUCGUGGUGAGGGUAGCGCAGAUAGUGCUGAGUUUGGAGAACAACAAGACUGUGAUAAUCGGAAACCAAACGUUAGGCAUUACGUCACAUAUCGGUAUCUUCACCUCCCUGUCGGCCACGAACAGCAGCCAUGAUGCGGUUGACUGGUGUAACGAAGCCCUCUCUCCGUCCUGUCCUCCCGGGGAGCAGUGCGUUGACACGGAACUCCGUUACUUCUGCGCACCCGUGUCUUCAGAUCCUUACACCAGCAAAACUGGGGCGAUCGCAGGCGGCGUCAUCGGUGCAUUCGUGGCUGUCGUACUCAUCUCAGUCCUCGCAGUUUUCAUAGUCAAAAAGAGACGAAAAAGCCAGGAAGAGCGACAUGCUUUGCGGAGUGGUCCACGGGAACGACAAUUUAAUACCUACACGUCCACGGGAGUUCUAGAAAUAGGAACUGAGAGAGGCGAAAGCAGAGAGGAUCUAUCGGCCGAUGAGCUCAAUCCAUACGACGUGCUGUUAGAAGGAUUCGCCGACGGAAGGAAGAAUACAGAUAAAGGAAAGACUGAAGAGAAUUUGUACUACAACACGGGACCAGGUGCCCAACAGGACCGGCUGGGCGGCGAAGCCAGCGGAUUGAGCGUCGGUGAUUACGAGCAGCUCGACGCCAAGACACGUGCCUUCUACGGGGAGGACACCCCAGAACAUACGUACACGGAGAUGGGCGAGGGAGCCGAAGAAACGAGCUUUUACGAGUCGUUAAAGGAAGGCAGCAAGAAGCGGGAGUCGGAGCACGUGUAUACUGGUUUAGGGCGACGUGAAGGAACAUUUGCGGAAGACAAACCUUACGCCAACUUGCGUUCAGACAGCCAGCGCCCACCCGCGACAUCAGCCAGCCACAAGGCCGGCAAAAACUGAUCUCACGCAACAUCAUCAACAGCAAAGUCUUUGCUAGUGUUUCAAGGAAAAGAGCUCUUCUGGUGGUGUGAAAAGGAGAUAAUUUGUUUUGGUGACCCGCUCGUUAGUUCUGAGGGAAAGGUAGACAAUGUAAAAGUGGGCGCUAAUUGGAUAGCUCACGAUGUUCGUUGUGACGAGGAGGGCGAGGAAGAGUGCUUGUUUUGGAGAAGCAAAUACAGGUCUAGCCACAUCGAUAACUGAUGACAAAGACAAUGAGGUGGAUGGGCGGCACUCCUCCUUUGUACUGUGCUGGACAUGAAAAGUUAAUCAUUGAGGUGAUGAGGAAUCAUAAGCUUCAGUCAAAAAAUAAUUGGUUGUUCUUAGUAGUAGUAACCAUCCAAGUCCUUUCAGAAAAUGUAUAUUUUUGCAGUAUUCAGACGCUAAGCUCUCUACCAAAAAUUACAAAGAAAAAUUAUUUA
Molecule: messenger RNA, 4721 nt
Organism: Pomacea canaliculata
Lineage: Eukaryota; Metazoa; Mollusca; Gastropoda; Architaenioglossa; Ampullariidae
Exons: 24
Coding region: 628-4263 (1211 amino acids)
Molecular function (GO): protein binding
Source: RefSeq, a predicted model, not a curated record